Messenger RNA from Phodopus roborovskii (desert hamster), 1727 nucleotides. Its product is annotated as hydroxycarboxylic acid receptor 2-like. Lineage: Eukaryota; Metazoa; Chordata; Mammalia; Rodentia; Cricetidae. Gene Ontology annotation, biological process: G protein-coupled receptor signaling pathway. Gene Ontology annotation, cellular component: membrane. The record is from RefSeq and is a predicted model, not a curated record. Gene Ontology annotation, molecular function: G protein-coupled receptor activity.
UCAGUCAUCUCUUUCAACACCCUGACAUGACAUAAAGCUGAGGGCUGAACCACACGUUCACCACACAGACACACACUUGCCUUGAGCUUUUGCUAGGUGAGGCGCUCUGGGGCGGACUGACCAGAUCCACUCAUGAUCAAACAGAACCAUUUUCUGGUGAUAAAUGGCAAGAACUGCUGUGUGUUCCGAGAUGAAAACAUUGCCAAAGUCUUGCCGCCGGUGUUGGGAUUGGAGUUUGUGUUUGGGCUCCUGGGCAAUGGCCUUGCCCUGUGGAUUUUCUGUUUCCAUCUGAAGUCCUGGAAAUCCAGCCGGAUUUUCCUGUUCAACUUGGCCGUAGCUGACUUUCUCCUGAUCAUCUGCUUGCCCUUCCUGAUGGACAACUAUGUCAAAAAGUGGGACUGGAGGUUUGGAGACAUCCCCUGCCGUCUGAUGCUCUUCAUGUUGGCCAUGAACCGACAAGGCAGCAUCAUCUUCCUCACUGUGGUGGCUGUGGACCGGUACUUCAGGGUGGUCCAUCCACACCAUUCCCUGAACAAGAUCUCCAACCGGACGGCAGCCAUCAUCUCUUGUUUCUUGUGGGGUAUCACCAUCGGCCUGACAGUCCAUCUCCUCUAUACGAACAUGAUGACCCCCAACGGCAAUGCAAAUCUGUGCAGUAGCUUUAGCAUCUGUUAUACCUUCAGGUGGCAUGAUGCAAUGUUCCUCCUGGAAUUCGUCUUGCCGCUGGGCAUCAUCCUGUUCUGCUCAGCCAGGAUCAUCUGGAGCCUACGGCAGAGACAAAUGGACAGACAUGCCAAGAUCAAGAGGGCUAUCAACUUCAUCUUGGUGGUGACUAUUGUCUUCAUCAUCUGCUUCCUGCCCAGUGUGGCUGUGCGGAUCCGAAUCUUCUGGCUCCUCUACAAAAAUAAUGUGCAUAACUGUGAGAUCUACUCCUCGGCGGACCUGGCCUUCUUCACUACUCUCAGCUUUACCUAUAUGAACAGCAUGCUGGACCCACUGGUCUACUAUUUUUCCAGCCCAUCUUUCCCCAACUUCUUCUCUACAUGUAUCAACCGCUGCCUUCGCAAGAAAACACUGGGUGAAACAGACAACCGGAGCACAAGCGUGGAGCUCACAGGGGACCCCAGCACAGUCAGAAGUGUUCCAGAAGCAUUAAUGGAUGACCCCAGCGAGCCACGCAGCCCCCCUUAUCUGGCCACAACAUCUCGUGGCCACUAUGCCAAGAAAGGAGGUUGCCCCUCAGGCCUGCGCUCUCUGGAGAGACAAUUUGGCUGUUGCACAGAGUAACAUCUUGAGACUUGGCUCGCACUUUCUCGGAACUUCCAGGUUCAGAGAAUCUGAUUCAGAGAAACGCCGAGGUGGAGUCAGCGACUCGGGUGUAAAGGUGCUGCCACAGGAAUCUCAGAGGAGCAGAAAGUAAAGUUCCCAGGUGGUAGAAACUUCUUAGUCUCCCAAGCAUGCGGGGCUGAAGAGGACAGACACACCCAUCCCUACCGAUGGCAUCUUGGCUUCCUUCCUCAGUCUGCUCAAAGCCUCGGGUGGUCCUUCAGCCCCCAGGGUCCUGCCUAACCUGUCUGUGGGCCCCAGUAGGGACAAGGAGAGCCAAGGAUCUGGAGAGGAUCUCUACCCAGGUGUCACUGAACAAGCCAGUAGGUCACUUGGGUUCUGUGGAACCAAUUCACCUUUCCACCAGACUAGCAGAAAUGGAGUGGGGGGGGGGGAUUCAA